Molecule: messenger RNA, 2435 nt
Organism: Cicer arietinum (chickpea)
Lineage: Eukaryota; Viridiplantae; Streptophyta; Magnoliopsida; Fabales; Fabaceae
Source: RefSeq, a predicted model, not a curated record
AGGAUUUAAUUACCGAAGUCACAUUUUAUAGCGCGAUUCUUAAUAACAACUACUACCGUGGCUGCCUCCGCCACAUAAUCAGUAACUAAAUUCAAAACAAGGUGCUUCUAGAAGAUUCGAACAUUUCGUAUCCGAAUUUUUAUUAACUAUUCAAAGUCAAAAUUAAAAACCCUAAAAAUGAAAUUUCCCCAAAUCUGAAUGGAAUCAUGUGCCCUAAUCCACAUCUCACUUUUCGGACUAUCCACUAACAUCGGUUCUUGGAUCUUCCGUUCAUCGUUUUUCUUCGCCGGCGGCUGAGCCACCGUAUCUGAUAAUCUUCGUAGCAAGAAAAAGGAGAGGAAAACUGGGGAAGCGAAAGAAAGUAAAGAGGAGAGGGGAAGAGAUGGAGAGUUUAGGUGCAGUGGAUUGCGCCGUUGGAUCCAUCGUUUGGGUCAGGAGAAGGAACGGUUCGUGGUGGCCGGGUCAAAUACUUUGCUCCGAUGAUCUUUCUGCUUCUCAUCUCACCUCACCUCGAUCCGGAACUCCAGUUAAACUUCUGGGAAGAGAAGAUGCAAGCGUAGAUUGGUAUAACUUGGAAAAAUCGAAGCGUGUGAAACCGUUCAGGUGCGGUGAAUUUGAUGGAUGCAUUGAAAGGGCAGAGUCCGCCCAGGGUAUGCCGUUGAAGAAAAGAGAGAAAUAUGCACGCAGAGAAGAUGCUAUUCUCCAUGCUCUUGAACUCGAGAGGCAAACGUUGAAGAAACAAGAUAAAUUAGGAACUGGGCAAAUGGGUGCAGCAUUCCGAGCGAAGAGGAGCAGAUGCGUGUACUUGCCAGCUGAGUCUAGUGAUUCUCUGGAUUACAAUGAAACUCUAACCAGUGUUCCAAUCUCAUCUUCCCACCUUGGAGGGGAGUAUCCUUAUGGAAGCUCAUUGGCUGAGGAAAGCGAAUCUGCUUUUCUGAAUGAUGUUGAAUCUGAUUCUUCUGAAACUGCUUCUAUUAAUUCUGAUUCAGAUUCAUCUGAAACAGAACUAGACAACGACGAAGAGAUGACUAUAUUUUCAGAAACUGGACACGAUGCCGAGGAACAAGAAAGCACUAGCAGUGAGGAUCCUGAUGACUUAGCAAUUUCCAGUGACAUGCCGCACCUCUAUCCGCGGGAACCUAUAACAUGUAAUGAAGCUGUAUCCAAAUGGCAAUUAAAAGGAAAGAGGAAUAACCGAAAUCUUGUAAAAAGGUCUCUUGUUGCUCCUGAUAGGAAAGGUGGUGUUUUAUAUGGAGUAGAUGUUGAAGGACAGAAAAGCCAUUUAAACCACAAGAGGUUGGGACCUAGUUUUCCUUACUACAGAUUUGAUUAUAGUGAUGCUCUUGAUGAUACUGAUCAAAUGUUUGAAUACUCUCUAACUCCUAGAGCAGUGGCAAAAGGUCAAAAUAAAAUUCCCCAUGGUGUUGAUUGGGAUGAAUGGCCUUGGGAGGAUCAGCCUGCUUUGAAAGGAUAUUGGGAUUAUAAAGGGUUUGCUCCAUUAUAUAGUGAUCGUUAUCAUUAUGAUGAGAGGACGAGGUCAAUGCUGGUAGAUGUAGACUUAAAGGUUCAAACAACUUACCGGAAAGAGUCUGUCCCUAUUAUUUCUAUGACGAGUAAGUUAGAUGGGAGGUCAAUAAUUGGGCGCCCAAUCCAAAUUGAAGCCCUUAAGGAUGGCUCCUCUGACAACCUUUUUUCUGCAAUUGAUGACUUCAGUAUUGAUGGGAUUGGCUUUGAGGGAAGUAGUGUACUUUCACCAGCUUGGAGAACUGCGAGGAGAACAGCCAACUUUCGUGUCCCUCGUCCCCAUAUAUUGUCAUCAAAUGUUGAUGAAGACUUCUCCUUAGAUCAAGAAAGAAAUAUUGGACAUAAGAAAUCAAAUGGUGGAAGUUCCAGACAUAAUGCAAACCUUUGGAAGAAGAAUGGCCUUAACAGUGCCGGCGGGCCUUCAAUUGACAAUAAGUCCUUUAAAAAGAUUGCAAAGAAAGUGAGCUUGUCAUCAAGUCAGAAAACUAGAACCCUUUCCUCUUUAUCUAUUGAAGAUAAUCUUAGUAGAAAACCAUCACUUACUAGAAGUUUUUAUCAAACCGAUAGGUUGACUAAACCAGAGGUCUCUGGGCUCACUACUGUAGCUUGCAUACCAGUUAAAUUAGUAUUUAGUAGAUUACUUGAGAAGAUUAAUAGGCCACCUUUAAAAGCAGCUACUAAUGUGGAGAGAAAAUCUUAGGUUAUAUGUACAUUCUUAUAUAUUAGAAUAAUAAUCUUGCAGUGGUGGCACAACAAGUGGUUGGUUAUCUUGUUUCAAACGAAAUAGAAAUCUUAUUCAAUUGAUUGUUAGUAUUUUGAGGCUGAAUUUGAAGGGUAGACCCCAAUUCAUCAUGUAAAUAGAUAACAGAAGACUCAUGAAGUCAUUUUGCUUCCUUUAGUUCUGAUUCUCA